UAUUUGCAAAUUAUACAGGGACUAGUGAGUGUUUUAGGUUUGGCACACAGAAUGCUAGUGUCUUUAUGCACAUAUAGUGUUGUUGCUAACUUUUCAAUUUUAAUUAAAAUAAAAAUUUGUAUGCUAAAAACAAAAAAGGAAUAAACGAGGUAGAGAAGAAGAGCGGAAUAUCUUUCUAAUAAAAUAAAAAAUGAAAUAAAAUGAAAUGAAAAGCACGCACACCAACAUAAUCCAAAAAUAGUGAAAUAUUGAAAAAGAAAAAAGAGGGGUAAUAUAAAAAAGAAAACUACAAACCGACCAAGUACGGUCGAGUACGGUAGAAUGAGAAAACCACAAUAGUAGUGUACUGCACAACGAAAAAAGAAAAUCGAUAAAUAACUUAAAUGCAAAACAAAUGUGUUAAAACGAAACGGCAAGAACAACAACGUGCGAAGUAACACGAAGGCCAACUGAACGAAAAUGGCGAAUGAACGAAAAUACGAAGUGAAAAAUCCAUUUCUAAUUAUUCGGAUUCCUCUUUGCCAGCAAAAUUCCUCUAUGUCUAGUGUUGCGUCGUCGCAAGAUUAAAUUGAAAAAUUCAUUAAAAUAAAAUUGAAAAUUUCAAAAGUGCAAUCAUAAACAGUGAAAGAAAAUAAUUAUUUACUGUUAAAACAGAAAUCGUUAAUUGUUGGAACAGAUAAAUGAAUUAAAUGCAAUUAAAGGUUAGAAUUCAUAUUAUACCAUAUCUACUACAUAUGUGGAAACAAUUUUAUAAAGAAAAUUUGACAUCGUGACGUUAGAUUGAUUGUGUGAAAAAGUGUACAAUACAAGAGAAAUAUAUACUGAACUGAUAAUUUCAGCAGAUAUCUUAUUAUUUUCAUUUUAAUGUUAUUUUUGCGUGCAGAGCGCAGAAAGUUUUAAGCGGUCAAAGCAAAUUAUGCAAAAGACUACAACGCUAGCAGCGCAGCAACUGAGCAGUUACCAAUACCGCUGAAAAAUACAUUAAAACAAAGAUUUUCUGGAACGUGAAGGAAAUAAAACAAACACGAUUGUUUGUAGAUUUGAUAAAAUUUCUAAUACAAACAAGUAUAUAAAAUUGUAACUAUAACACAAAAAAGCAAGAAUGGCUGCAAGAAGUCAUCAAUAUUUCAGCUUACGCUGGAAUAACUACCAGAACACCAUGACCUCAGUGUUUCAACAAUUGCGGGAAGAUUUGUCAUUUGUCGACGUGACAUUAUCAUGCGAGCAUGGCUCUUUGAAGGCACACAAGGUUGUGCUGUCGGCUUGUUCUUCUUAUUUUCAAAAGUUGCUUUUGGAAAAUCCAUGUAAACAUCCAACAAUUAUUUUACCUGCCGACAUCAUAUUUACAGAUUUGAAAACAAUCAUUGAUUUUGUUUAUCGCGGGGAGAUAGAUGUUACUGAAUCCGAGUUACAGGAUCGCAUAAUCCCAGCUCAAGUAACUGAAAUUUUCAUUAUAUUGAGUGUGGAUUUUAAAAGUAGUUCUAUUCUUGGUAGUAGUCAUUGA
Messenger RNA from Teleopsis dalmanni, 1504 nucleotides. RefSeq names its product longitudinals lacking protein-like. The record is from RefSeq and is a predicted model, not a curated record. Lineage: Eukaryota; Metazoa; Arthropoda; Insecta; Diptera; Diopsidae. Gene Ontology annotation, molecular function: protein binding. The coding region runs from base 1103 to 1504 and encodes 133 amino acids. Gene Ontology annotation, biological process: regulation of transcription by RNA polymerase II. Gene Ontology annotation, cellular component: nucleus. The transcript has 4 exons.